CUCACCACCGGACAUCAUCAACCCUCACAUACCGACAAAAUGGUCAAGAAGCGAGCGUCCAACGGACGUAACAAGAAGGGCCGCGGCCACGUCAAGCCAAUCCGAUGCUCCAACUGCUCACGAUGCACACCCAAGGACAAGGCCAUCAAAAGAUUUACCAUCCGAAACAUGGUCGAGUCUGCUGCGAUCCGUGAUAUUUCGGAUGCCUCAGUCUUCGCCGAUUACGCUGUUCCAAAGAUGUAUCUCAAGCUCCAAUACUGCGUCUCCUGCGCCAUCCACGGCAAGAUCGUACGUGUCCGAUCGAGAGAAGGUCGCCGCAACCGUGCCCCUCCCCCAAGAGUUCGAUACAACAAGGACGGCAAGAAGGUCAACCCUCAACAACAGCCCGCUAAGGCCCUCCAGGCAUAAAUCCGCUUCUUCAAUGACAGGACCGGGUGCUCAAGACGGUUGCAAAUGCUAUGUGGAUUGAGGAUGCCCGCGACAUAGAAUAACGGAAAAUGAGUGCAAAAAUCAUUGCGGCGCAGGGGAGAUGGUGAAUGUUGCAAUGCAACCCGGCCACCUUGGGCGAAGACGAUGAUUUUAGUAGCAUGCAGCUCAAAAGUAGCCGCGCUACUAGCAAUAAAAUCAACAUGAAAUCCAAUCAUCUAUGUUGGGAGGCAUUAUUUUCAUCCAUUGUGAUCCAUGAUUUGCUGAGCUCGAACUUUGCUAUAGAUAUGUUGAUUGAGCCCAGCUUUCAGACCAGUCUCACGUGGCAUUUUGAAUGAGCCAGCACAUCAAUCAACCACUUUUCUUUGAAUGCUUUGAAUGCUUCGGCUGCUGCACGACAUGUGGAAGCCUUAAAUUUUCUGAGAGGCAUGCAUAUGUUGUGUGAAAAUGAUCCAAGCGAC
This is a messenger RNA of Exophiala mesophila, 887 nucleotides long. RefSeq names its product 40S ribosomal protein S26E. NCBI's taxonomy places the organism in Eukaryota, Fungi, Ascomycota, Eurotiomycetes, Chaetothyriales, Herpotrichiellaceae. The transcript has 3 exons. Gene Ontology annotation, cellular component: cytosolic small ribosomal subunit; ribosome. Gene Ontology annotation, biological process: translation. The record is from RefSeq and is a predicted model, not a curated record. The coding region runs from base 40 to 408 and encodes 122 amino acids. Gene Ontology annotation, molecular function: mRNA binding; structural constituent of ribosome.